This is a messenger RNA of Lachancea mirantina, 696 nucleotides long. Lineage: Eukaryota; Fungi; Ascomycota; Saccharomycetes; Saccharomycetales; Saccharomycetaceae. The record is from the annotation of a GenBank genome assembly.
AUGCCAUUGUGCGGAUCUUCAUCGAGCUCUAAGCAGCCUUUGGAGCGUAAAAUAGUGAUUUUAGGUGAUGGUGCAUGUGGUAAAACUUCGUUGUUGAACGUGUUCACGAGAGGUUACUUCCCGAAAGUGUAUGAACCCACCGUUUUCGAGAACUAUAUCCAUGAUAUUUUUGUGGAUGGACAACAUAUAACGCUUUCCCUGUGGGACACGGCCGGUCAAGAGGAAUUUGAUCGACUUCGAUCGCUGUCGUAUUCCGACACUCACACGAUUAUGCUAUGUUUCUCAGUCGACAGUCGGGAUUCGCUUGAAAACGUGCAAAAUAAAUGGGUUGGGGAGAUAGCAGAUCAUUGUGAAGGUGUUAAAUUGGUACUUGUCGCCUUAAAGUGUGAUCUUCGUAACAGUAAUGAAGAACACGGUUUGGACAGUGCAAUUACACCGGGCAACAUUCAACAGCAACAACAACAACGGCAACAAGGCGGUGAAGUCACAACAGGUCUAAUCACGUACGAAGAAGGUUUAACGAUGGCCAAAAAAAUUGGGGCUUUGCGAUACCUGGAGUGUAGCGCAAAACUGAAUAGAGGCGUAAACGAAGCGUUUACGGAGGCGGCACGCUGCGCGUUGACGGCUCGGCCCAAAGGUGCCCGUGAAAACGCGACGACGGAGGAAACCAAGAAAAGCAAAUGUGUUAUUAUGUAG